CAGUCUUUUGAUGAAAAAAGCAACCAUGAUGAGAAAUAUACUUCUUUAAGAUCUAUGUUUUCACUUAUGAAAGAAAUUAAAGAUUGAUUUUUGAUGAACUGCAAUGACUUUACUUCCAACGUCUCUACAUGCAAACUUCAAUCCCAAAACCCAAGCUUUUGUUUAUUCUCCGUACAAUCGCAACAUCGGCCACCGGCAGCUACAGCACUCAAAGUGCUGCGUCGGAACGCGGCUUCCUUACCCUUCUUCAUUCUUGCAACACAUUCUCAAACCUCCUCCAACUCCAAACCCAAAUUCUCAAAUUGGGUUUCCAUAACAACCCUUUAAUUCUCACCAAAUUUAUAGCCAAAUCCUCUGACCUCAACUCCAUUCAUUACGCUCAUUGCUUCCUCUUUUCACCCCAUUCCAACACCGAUUUCUACGAUGCUUUCCUUUUUAACACUCUUAUCAAAGCUUAUGCCCAAUCUGGGGACUUGAAGCUCAAAGCUUUAUGGGUUUUCAAUUUCAUGCUUGAAUGCCAAGUUUUGCCUAAUAAUUUUACGUACCCUUUUGUUUUAAAGGCCAGUGCUGGCAUUGGGGACUUGAAUUUAGGCAAGUCCGUUCAUGGGUCAUUGUUAAAAUUUGGUUUUGAUGGGAAUAAUCAUGUUUUAAACACAUUGGUACACAUGUAUUGUAGCUGCAAAGGAGGGAUUCAGAUUGGUCGUAAACUGUUUGAUGAAAUGACGAAAAAUGACUCAGUUCCUUGGAGCGCUAUGAUUGGUGGGUAUGUUCGUUUGGGGCGAUCGAAUGAUGCAGUUGACUUAUUUAGGCAAAUGCAGAUACAAGGUGUUUGCCCUGAUGAGAUUACAAUGGUCGCUGUUUUGUGUGCUUGUACUGAUUUAGGUGCACUUGAACUAGGGAGAUGGGUUGAGUCUCUUAUUGAAAAGAGAAAACUGAACAAAUCUGUAGAGCUCAAUAAUGCGCUUAUUGAUAUGUUUGCCAAGUGUGGUGAUGUUGACAAAGCUUUGAAAUUGUUUAGGACCAUGAAUGAGAGAAGUAUUGUUUCUUGGACCUCUGUCAUUGUUGGUUUAGCCAUGCAUGGGCGUGCAUUGCAGGCUGUUUCUUUGUUUCAGGAGAUGAUAAGAGAUGGGGUUGAACCAGAUGGUGUUGUUUUCAUUGGGUUGCUCUCUGCUUGUAGUCAUUCUGGAUUUGUUGAGAAAGGAAAGGAAUAUUUUGAUUUGAUGAGGAAGGAGUUUGCUAUUUUGCCUAAAAUCGAACACUAUGGAUGCAUGGUAGAUAUGUUAUGUAGGGCAGGACAUGUUAGAGAGGCAGUGGAGUUUGUUCAAAAGAUGCCUAUUGAGCCAAACUCUAUUGUUUGGCGAACAUUGGUAAAUGCUUGCCGUACACACAGUGAACUCAAGCUAGGAGAGAACCUUGCCAAACAACUAAUACAAAACGAGCCUACACUCGAGGCCAAUUACGUCUUGCUUUCCAAUAUAUACGCAAAGAUGUCCCAUUGGGAGGAGAAAACCAAGACUAGGGAAGUGAUGGACAAGAAGGGGAUGAGAAAGAUCCCAGGGAGCACUAUGAUAGAGCUAAAUAAUAAGAUUUAUAGAUUUGUUGCUGGAGAUAUGUCUCAUAAUCAGUUCAAGGAAAUAUUUGAGAUGGUAGAUGAGAUGGGGAGAGAAAUGAAGAGGGCUGGAUAUGUUCCUUCUACUUCGGAAGUUAUGCUUGAUAUCGAUGAAGAAGACAAGGAAGAUAAUUUGAAUAGGCAUAGUGAAAAACUGGCCAUUGCUUUUGCUCUUAUGAAUACUCCACCAGGGACUCCUAUUAGGAUUGUGAAAAACCUGCGAGUUUGUAAUGAUUGUCAUUCUGCCACUAAGUUUAUAUCAAAGAUUUAUAAUCGAGAAAUUAUAGCAAGGGAUCGGAGUCGGUUUCACCAUUUCAAGGAUGGUUUAUGCUCAUGUAAGGAUUUCUGGUAACAAAGGACAAGGAUGAAAAACUAUGUUACUCGAGUCUUCUUUAAUCACCAAAGUAUUUCAAAGUAGUAGAACUCCAUUGGAAUGGAGAGUUCUUGUCUGUAACAUGCUUGUCUGGUUAGUUUAAGGUACAAGAGAAAUAAAACAGUUCACUGUUUUUUUUAUGCAAA
Molecule: messenger RNA, 2128 nt
Organism: Gossypium raimondii (Peruvian cotton)
Lineage: Eukaryota; Viridiplantae; Streptophyta; Magnoliopsida; Malvales; Malvaceae
Product: pentatricopeptide repeat-containing protein At4g21065
Exons: 1
Coding region: 129-1961 (610 amino acids)
Biological process (GO): RNA modification
Molecular function (GO): zinc ion binding; RNA binding; protein binding
Source: RefSeq, a predicted model, not a curated record